Rosa chinensis is the source of this 610-nucleotide messenger RNA. Its product is annotated as dCTP pyrophosphatase 1. The record is from RefSeq and is a predicted model, not a curated record. Gene Ontology annotation, biological process: nucleoside triphosphate catabolic process. NCBI's taxonomy places the organism in Eukaryota, Viridiplantae, Streptophyta, Magnoliopsida, Rosales, Rosaceae. Bases 56 to 442 code for a protein of 128 amino acids. Gene Ontology annotation, molecular function: nucleoside triphosphate diphosphatase activity. The transcript is spliced from 2 exons.
GUGCAUGAGGCAGAGUGUAGAAAAGACAGCUAGCUAGAAUUAGAAUUUAAAGGAAAUGGGGAGCUCUUAUGAGUUUUCAAGAAAUGGUAACAAAGAUGUUUCACUUCAAGAACUGAGAGACAGGCUUGCUGAGUUUGCUCAAGUUAGAGGUUGGGAUCAAUACCACAGUCCUAGAAAUCUCCUUCUAGCACUAGUUGGAGAGGUUGGAGAGCUGUCUGAGAUCUUCCAGUGGAAAGGUGAAGUUGCAAGAGGGCUACCAGACUGGAGCUCUGAUGACAAAGAGCAUUUAGAAGAAGAGAUCUCUGAUGUGCUACUCUAUCUGAUCCAGCUCGCCGAUGUUUGCGGCCUUGAUCUUGGACAAGCUGCACUCAGUAAGAUUGUCAAGAAUGCUAGGAAGUACCCAGUUACCAACCAAACACCAGCUGCAGCUUCAACCAACUAGCUAGAUUUGAAGAAACACCUUUCUCUAUAUUUAUAUAUUGAUUAAUUACCUUUUAAUUUCUAUGUGUUCUUUGAGUUCCCCAGUAGUAUCUUUGUUUAGAAGAUACAUGUAAUAUGCUUCUUGUUUGAGAAAUGAGAAUAAGCUAGAGCUAGUGUGUAUUAUUGUGUU